Cynara cardunculus var. scolymus (artichoke) is the source of this 827-nucleotide messenger RNA. RefSeq names its product vacuolar protein sorting-associated protein 2 homolog 2. Gene Ontology annotation, biological process: late endosome to vacuole transport; endosome transport via multivesicular body sorting pathway; protein transport. The transcript is spliced from 11 exons. The record is from RefSeq and is a predicted model, not a curated record. Lineage: Eukaryota; Viridiplantae; Streptophyta; Magnoliopsida; Asterales; Asteraceae. Gene Ontology annotation, cellular component: multivesicular body; ESCRT III complex. Bases 51 to 701 code for a protein of 216 amino acids.
AGAAGAGAGUAACCCCAGUUCAUCGCUUCCAGAUCUGCUCCGCCCAAGCCAUGAACAUCUUCAAGAAGAAGACAUCACCCAAAGAUGCACUGAGAACGAGCAAAAGAGAAAUGGCUGUCGCCACUCGUGGUAUUGAGCGUGAAAUCGCAUCCUUACAAAUGGAGGAGAAGAAAUUGGUGGCGGAGAUUAAGAAAACUGCUAAAAUCGGGAACGAGGCUGCCACCAAGAUAUUAGCUCGCCAGCUUGUUCGUCUUCGACAACAAAUAACGAAUUUGCAGGGAAGCCGUGCGCAGAUCAGAGGCGUAGCAACUCAUACACAGGCUUUGUAUGCCAACACUUCAAUAUCAACCGGAAUGAAAGGUGCAACGAAAGCAAUGGUUGCCAUGAACAAGGAAAUGGCACCUGCAAAACAAGCUAAAGUGAUCAAAGAAUUCCAGACGCAGUCAGCUCAGCUGGAUAUGACGAUUGAGAUGAUGUCCGAGUCCAUUGAUGAAACUUUAGACAAAGACGAGGCUGAAGAGGAAACAGAGGAGCUUACAAAUCAGGUGCUUGAUGAGAUUGGUGUAGGCAUCGCAUCACAGUUAUCAUCUGCUCCAAAAGGUCGAAUCGGGCCCAAGAAGGUUGAUAAUGCUGUCCCAAGUUCUGUAUCGAACGAUGUUGAUGAUCUUGAAAAGAGACUUGCCUCUCUUCGACGCAUAUGAUAUGGGAAACAUUGCAUACAGGAUCACUCUAGUUUGGUGAGGAUCGGAAGUCUAUUUUCUAUGUAUAGGUAUCUUGUAUCGUAUCUUUACUAUUAUAUAUUAUAUCGACACCGAAAUUCUUUGCUA